Messenger RNA from Brenthis ino (lesser marbled fritillary), 2616 nucleotides. NCBI's taxonomy places the organism in Eukaryota, Metazoa, Arthropoda, Insecta, Lepidoptera, Nymphalidae. The record is from the annotation of a GenBank genome assembly.
AUGUUGACAAACGUACUUUUGACAAUUUUUAUAAGUGCUAGUGUAAAAUCUCAAUCAAACAAAGAUCUAUAUAAUGGACAAAGUAAUGAAUAUUAUACUAGAACCCAAGAAGGCUCACACGAGUCCAGGCUGCCAAAUCCUGGAGACAGUGAUUACAGAACCUACGUUUAUAAUAAUAGAAGAUAUGGAACUGAUCCAUCACGGUAUAACCCAUACAAUCCAAACAUUAAUCAGCCUGGUGGAUUUCCCUAUAAUCCCAUAAUAACUAACCCGUUGGAUGAUCAAUUUAAGUACAAUACAAAUAGGGAUGCAAACAAUCCAGAUGCUCUAUUUCCUGGUGUUUUGGGAGGUUGGAGAGAAGAUCUACAAGGCCGAGAAAGGAGAGACUCUCGGCAAUUGAAAAGAGAUAUUUUUGUUAAUACCAAUUAUGGACAAGUUCAAGGAUUUAAAGUAUAUUUAUAUGAUAACCCAGAACCAAGUUCAGGGUACAGGCCGUGGCUGACCCCAGUGGAGAGGAUACAGGGUGAAGUCUCUGUGUUCCUUGGUAUACCUUAUGCGAGACCGCCUGUAUUAGAAGGCAGGUUUAAGCCACCAAGACAACAUCCCGGAUGGCAAUUAAUGCAAGCAGUUGACUGGGGCCCAGCAUGUCCACAACCAGUGAGAUUUACCGGAGCUACCAAAGGCAUAAGGGAUAUGGACGAGGAUUGUCUCUAUCUUAAUAUAUUCUCACCUCAUACGGAAGCAGGUUCAACAGCUCAGAAGUACCCGGUAAUGGUGUACAUACACGGGGGGCAGUUUGCGUCUGGCGCGUCCAAUCUGUUCCCCGCGCAUAUGUUGGCGGGUUUCUAUGAAGUUGUUGUAGUGUCCUUUAAUUACAGGCUAGGAGCUUUAGGUUUCCUCUCAACAGCCGACGAGAAUUCCCCCGGGAAUUAUGGGAUCCUCGACCAAGCGAUGGCACUCCGCUGGGUCCGGGAUAACAUAGGCUCGUUCAACGGCGAUCCCGACUUGAUAACCCUGUUCGGUCCCGGCGCGGGGGCCGCGUCCAGCGGACUGCUGGCCGUGGCGCCUCAGACCAGGAGUAUAGUGUCCAGGAUUAUAGCACAGAGCGGUUCACCAUUAGCAGAUUGGGCACUCAUUCAGGAUAAGUACAGAGUCCAGAACACAUCGCUUGUGUUCGGACGGCUGCUCGGCUGUCCCAUAGACACAUCGUGGAAACUUGUCAACUGCCUCCGUCAAGGGAGGAGCUUCUAUGAGUUGGGGAAUGCAGAGUUUCAGCCCCACGUCGGCUUCAUCCCGUGGGGCCCGGUGCUGGAGAAUAACUUUACGUUCCCGGGGGAUGAGUGGUACGAGGGGUGGAGGGAGCGGGACUGGCACUUCCUGGGGACCACUCCCGAGGAGCUGAUCGCGAGGGGGAUGUUCAACCCCUCACUGCGAUACAUGACGGGGGUCACCACGCAGGAGGCUGCUUAUGUUUUGUAUUCGAACGAGUCGCUAGCGCCCACCUACGAGGUAGACGAGCGCUGGUUCGACCAGAAGGUGCGCGAGUUCGUGCUCCGCUACAACUACACGCUGAACCCGCGCGGCGUGUACGACGCCGUGCGCUACAUGUACACCUACCACCCCGAGCCCCACAACGCUAGUGCUAUACGAGACCAGUAUGUGCAUUUCCUCUCAGACUUCCUCUACAGAGCACCAACAGACAAAAUGGUCAAAUUACUCCUGGAACAAAGAGUACCAGUCUACAUGUAUGUAUUGAAUACAACCGUAGAAGCCUUCAAUUGGCCAGAAUGGCGACGAUAUGCCCACGAUACAGAACAUUUCUUCUUAACUGGUGCACCUUUCAUGGACCAGGAGUUCUUCCCGAGGAGGUACAGGAUCGAGAGGCAAGCCUGGACACCGAAUGAUAGAAACAUGAGUCACUUCUUUAUGAAGGCGUACUCGGAUUUUGCUAGAUUUGGGAACCCAACCCGCUCUCGUAUAUUAGGACUUCACUUCGAAAUGGCAGAAGCAGGUCAACUUCGGUACCUAAAUCUGAAUACAACGUUCAAUUCGAGCAUCCAACUAAACUAUAGACAAACCGAACUCGCCUUUUGGACGGUGUACUUACCAAGUGUCAUAGGGAGAUUGGUGCCGACCUACCCACCGAUAACUGAGUAUUGGUGGGAGCCAAAGCAACCGCUGCAGAUAGCUUUCUGGUCAGUGUCCAGCGCCUGUCUUGUCCUCAUAGUUUUGUUGGUGGUCUGCUGUAUGCUGUGGAGGAAUGCUAAGAGGUCAAUCCCACCCAAGUGGAAGUUAGUACCGACCACAGAAACAGAUCGGUAUUACAAUGGCGAUAUAUUCAUGGUGCCGGAGCUAGAGAGCGGCAUAGACAACGCGUCUCGCUCCAGAGACAAUAUAUACGAGUACCGCGACGUGCCCGUCAAGAGGGCUCUCUCGCAGACUUUGACUAGAACUGUCAGCCAACCCCAAACCCUCCAGUCGCUCGCCCCGUCCGAGGCCUCCUCCGACACCGCGAUAUCCCUCAAGGGGGUCUCGCACGCCCCGCGCGGCCCCUCGCCCGCGCCCCGCGCGCGCUCGCGCACGCAUUUGGUGCAGGGGGUGCCGCAGACCACCGUG